CUCCCUCUACACCGCCUGGUUGGAUCAAGGAAGUGAAGUCAACUACACCAAAACCAGACCAGAAGCCAUCAGUGCCAAGUCUCUUCUGUGUCCAUUCUGCAGCAAGAUGACGAAAGUGUCUUCCCCUGAGAAGCCAGUGGAGGAGUGGGCGGUUGACGUCAAGCCCAGCUUUGUCAUCCAGGGACUCUUGGAUUCGUUUGGCCCCGGAUGUAAAGAUACGAAAAAUUGCACGUGCUGUCAACGCGAAGGGGAGACAACUCCAUCCUCUGUGUGGUGCUCUAUAUGCGAUGACGCACUACCAUCAGGAAACGAAAAGUCAUGUGUAAUGAUCACAAGGAUGAAUGCAUCAAAUUCCUGUGCAAAGAUUGCAAGAAAGUCACCUGUCACACCUGUUGUGUUAUCUAUCACAGGAAAUGUUACUCAGUUGUCACUCUAGAGUCGGAAUUACCUGCUUUAAAAUCACAACUGUUGAAUGAAAAGAAAAUAUCCUGAAGAAACAAAUCCAAAUGAAAGUAAAAGUUGAUACAGUUAAGUCGAAUGUGAUCUCUGAAAAAAGAUUGGUAUGCCCAAAUGGAAUCAGAUAUCAAGUCUUCCGGUAAUAAAGCGAGAGAGAAGAUCACUUUCAAGGAAAACAAACUCCUAGAUGAACUGAAAGAAGUCUCAGAAAAGCACAUUGGACAACUGACAGCCGACAUUAAGUCAGGGGAAAUAUCAGUACAGAUGUACCGACAACAGGUUAAACUGAUAGACCAAACUCAACAAUCUGAGUUUGACAUGGAUGUGUAUGAGAUGUAUCAGGGAUGUGAGGUCGGUGAUGUGGAUGCUGUCGGAGACGCAGACCUGAAGGAUGAUGGGAGAAUAGCCAAGAUCAUGUUCAGACAGGACACGGAUCAGCUGAGUAGAGCACUGGACGAUCUACAACUGGGUGAGAUAGACGUCCUGUAUGAGGGUGUGCUUGACCUGAAGGCGACUCCUGUGUUACAUGACACCAUUAACAUCAGAGUUGCAGGAGAUGGAAAUGCUGCACGGCCCAUUGAUGUGACGACUCUGGUGGUGAAUGGCACAGACACAGUGGUAGUCACAGACUGCAAGAACAAGAGUGUGAAGUCCUUCUUCACCAAGACAAAACAGCCAGGUCAUAGCAAGCUCAGUCUGAGUAGCCGUCCGUAUGGUAUAACAAAGUUGAAACACAACCAGGUGGCGGUCACUCUGCCAGAUACCAGUCAGAUUGUAACAGUUGAAGUCAACCCUGACCUGGUGCUGCUGUCAACCAUCACAACCAACAAACAGUACUUGGGCUUAACGUCUCCGACACAAUCAACACUCGCAGCAAGCGUCCGGUCUCCCCCCAGUGUGGAUAUUUUGGAUAUGACGGGACACAUGCUGAGAUCAGUCAAGCCAGUCCAUAGUGGAAAGAACAUCCUACAAAAUCCCCGCUUUCUUUGUACCACCAGAACAGGAAACAUCUUUGUUUCGGACUGCAGGUCCAGGUGUGUCCUGUGCCUGACACCUGCAGGGGACGUUGUGUUCACCUACCCCCCGACAGGAGACACAACACUGACACUUCCGUGGGGCAUCACAAGUACCAGCACAGGCGACAUCCUGGUUGCUGACUCCUCCCAACAUAGUGUUGUUCAUCUGACUGAGUCGGGACAGUUUGUUAGAAACUUCCUUACUGCAGAUGACGGUGUCUUGAACCCGCGCGGAAAUUGUGUAGAUGGACGUGGUCAUGUGUAUGUUUGUAAAUGCACCUUAGGUGAAAUCAAAGUAUUCAGUUGUAGUAACACAGUAUAGACCACUGAUUCAUUAUCAACUGGACAGUCCAUCUAAAGUUACUUUAACUACCUACAAUUACCACCGACUCCAAACUCCCUGUGUCACGUUUUGUGUGGCUGAGUAUAACUAAUAUAUGGUGUUACUAUGCAUACUCAACUGAUCAUUCCAUCUACCUCCAUUUACCACCAACCUGCAGAUUGACUGACGUGGUGUAGACAGAUCAUCAGCUCAGUGUUGACUUCGGCCCAUGUGACCAGUGUCCGAUCUUCCCUGUGUCAUAUUUUGUGUGACUAAUUAUAGCUAAUAUAUAGUGAAAAACUGAGUAUAAAUUGUAUGCCCUUUGCACUUUCUGAAAUGUGUGCAAAUCAGCAAAAAAACUAAAUUUUAUUCUUAUAUAACUGAGAUAAAAAAUAUAGGGUCAUUUUGUAAUUUGUAUCAGUGAAUAUCACCUUUAACUUUAACGUUGAAUUUACGUUCGAUUGAUGUGUACAUAUAAUCAUUGCACUACAUUGUAAAUGUUCAUAUAGUGUGACGGAGUAUACCUAAUAUACAGUGUGGCUAGAUAUAACUAAUAUACAGUGUGACUGAAUAUAACUAAUGUACAGUGUGACUAACUAAAACUAAUAUACAGUAGGACUCAAUAUAAUUUAUAUACAGCGUGACUGAAUAUAACUAAUAUAAAGUGUGACUGAAUAUAAAAAAUAUAAAGUGUGACUCAAUAUAACUAACAUUCAGUCUGACUCAAUAUAACUAAUAUAUAGUGUAACUGAGUAUAAACUGUAUGCCUUUUGCACUUGCUGACAAUACCAGGUUUUAUUGUUGUCAACAUCGUAGAUGUAGCAGGGCUAGAUCAAUAUAGGGUCACGUAUUUGUAUCAAUGCAUAUCACCCUUAACUUUAGCUCAGAAUUUAUGUUAGAUUUAUGUGAACAUAGUAUCAUCACAAACUGCUUCCAAUCUACAUCUUUCCAACAAAUACGGAUCAAGCACCCCCUGAGAUGCAUGAUGCAAUUCUUAUUAUGGAGUGUGACAUGUGUCUGUGCGUAGUUAACUUUAUUUCCAAUUCCUUAUUUCACGGUCUGUAAUCUUUUAGUUUAGAAAUAUUCUACUACGUUUGAAACCAAGAGGUGAAAUUAUUCCUGGUAACCGUUGGCUGAAGGCAAAAUAAAUGUUAUGAGAGGCAUGAAAA
Molecule: messenger RNA, 2963 nt
Organism: Haliotis rufescens (red abalone)
Lineage: Eukaryota; Metazoa; Mollusca; Gastropoda; Lepetellida; Haliotidae
Exons: 3
Coding region: 571-1794 (407 amino acids)
Biological process (GO): proteasome-mediated ubiquitin-dependent protein catabolic process; protein polyubiquitination
Molecular function (GO): protein binding; ubiquitin protein ligase activity
Source: RefSeq, a predicted model, not a curated record